AAAACGGUGGCGCGUUCCAGUAGAUUUUUGCCUUUCCUCCCAAUUCAUUACCGGAAGUCACUAUGAUUGUCAAAGCAAUUCUCCUGGUUGUAAUCGCUGGCUGCAUGCAGAGCAGCACCGCUAAAUGGACAUCCUACGGGAGUGAUUUCGAAUUCGAAUGUCCAAGUCUCCAUCAUCUCACCAGGAUGAGCAGCCAAUACAAUGGUAGAAACGACAGAAAAUGGGAGUACGGAUGUACGGAGGGAUUCGUGGGAGAGGAUUGUAAAUGGAGCGAAAAUGUGGUCGACGACGAAGGUGGCAGCAAUAUCUUCUACUGCGGCAAUGAUGAGGAUGAUGAUAUUGACACAAUCUCGAAUCCAAGAGUCAAGCCAGUUAUAACCGGUCUCAAGUCUCGUUACAACGGUGGUAAGGGAAGGAUCUGGACCUACAAAUGCUGUAAGCUUAAUACGAAACCUGCAACUGAAUGUAGAACUGAGCGUGACAUCAACCAGUGGGGUAAAACCAUGGAAAAAGACUUUCAGGUCGAUCGAGCGAUGUACGGACUCACCUCGUUCGUCCCGCAGGACAAAUGGGAACGGCGUAACAGAGCCGACCGCAUAUGGAACAUCAAUACCUGCAUAUACGUCAGUUGUCAGGUUAGGAAGCUCGAAGUAGUGAAUCCAAUUCAAACCGUCGAUGAAGGAAUGCAAAUAAUAGGGAUCGCAUCAGACCAGACUUGCAGUAGCGAUACGUCAACGCUCAAAUUAUACAGAACCGACUCCGUAACCCGAACUGCGGCUUUUACCAUAGCAGAUGGCCGUGAAUUCAACUGGGCUAGUACGCUCUCAGUCGGUGCCGAAGUAUCUGUUGGAUUCCUUGGCGCUGGUACGAAAUUUAACUAUGGUGUGGAACAUACACGAGGGGGAGCCACAACCAUUGAGACGGCGAAAACGGAUGAAACAAGCACAGGUUCGGAGGACUCGAUGGGUAAGGAUUUGACAUACCAAGGUCCUGGUGCGGCUAUGAUCAUCGGCACCGUCAAUAGAUACAGACUCGACACAGACAACAUUGAUGUCAACUUGAUUUCUACCUGCGGCGAUGGUACCGAAUGGCGAAAGACGAGGAAGAUGAACUUGCGCGGUACGACCUACGGGAAAGCAUUUUACCGCACGAGACGGGCAACAUUCCUACCCGGGCGAUGUAGCUCAGCGUCAGAAACAUGCAUCGCCAAUAUAAGCGGAGGAAAUGACCCUGAUACAAUCUUUCGCCACUUUGUUAACUGUAUGGGCGAUGCACGUGAUGUUAGCAAACUUAUGUAUUGA
Molecule: messenger RNA, 1301 nt
Organism: Lineus longissimus
Lineage: Eukaryota; Metazoa; Nemertea; Pilidiophora; Heteronemertea; Lineidae
Exons: 4
Coding region: 63-1301 (412 amino acids)
Source: RefSeq, a predicted model, not a curated record